UAACUUAAUACUGUAUCGCAUACAGAUUUUCCACCAAAACUUUAGCCAAAGUUUCAGAUGGACCACAGGUUUAUCAAACGAAUCUUUGCACUGAUGACAGUUAUUGUGCUGAUCUUUACAAGCGCUAUUUUAUACAACGAAAUAACUACGACCACGAGUGAGAUAAGAAGAGUGAAAUAUACAGAAAGAGAGAUGCAGUACUGCGAGCAACUCCAGCAGAAGUUUUCCAUCAUCACUUCAGCCAGUACUGAAAUCAAGAACAUCACUGAGGAUCUCUUAACAUUGAUGAGGUGUCCACCAAUGUCCAAUAUCACCCAGAAAGAACUUAACAGAGUAAGACUGCGUUCCUGUUGUAAUGCAACAGGUGUUUUAUACUACACAAAGCAGAACACAGCUGUCAAUCAAAGUGUUCCAUAUGAGACAAGCUCAAAACGGACAUAUCAAAUAAAUGAGGAACUUCACGACAUGCUUCCUAAGGAUUUUCCCUGGAGUAAACAGCCUAUUAGUCACUGUGCUGUGGUUGGGAGUGGAGGGAUUCUGAAGAACAGUAGCUGUGGAAGAGAGAUCGACACUGCAGACUAUGUUAUCAGGUUUAACAUGGCUCCCAUUAAUGACAGUGAUGUUGGGCUAAAGACUGAUUUACUCACCAUUAAUCCUAGUCAGCUCACACGUGAGAUAAGAAGAGUGAAAUAUACAGAAAGAGAGAUGCAGUACUGCAAGCAACUCCGUCACAAGUUUUCUAACAUCACUUCAACCAGUAUUGAAAUCAAGAACAUCACUGAGGAUCUUUUAACAUUGAUGAAGUGUCCACCAAUGUCCAAUAUUACCCAGAAAGAACUUAACAGAGUAAGACUGCGUUCCUGUUGUAACGCAACAUGUGGUUUAUACUACACAAAGCAGAACACAGCUGUCAAUCAAAGUGUUCCAUAUGAGACGAGCUCAAAACGGACAUAUCAAAUAAAUGAGGAACUACAUGACAUGCUUCCUGAGGAUUUUCCCUGGAGUAAACAGAUUAUUAGUCACUGUGCUGUGGUUGGGAGUGGAGGGAUUCUGAAGAACAGUAGCUGUGGAAGAGAGAUCGACACUGCAGACUAUGUUAUCAGGUUUAACAUGGCUCCCAUUAAUGACAGUGAUGUUGGGCUAAAGACUGAUUUACUCACCAUUAAUCCUAGUCAGCUCACAAGCUACAAAUCUUUGAAGUCUAAUCCAGGUCCAUUAGUGGAGCGUGUGAGCGUGUAUGGUAACUCUUCAAUCAUCGUUCCAGCCUUUGCAUAUGCACCCAACACUCAACUAUCCGUCAAUACGCUCAAAGUGCUUCAGUCAAUCCGACCUCAACAACAGAUGGUUUUCUUCUCCACCAGUUACCUGAAGAACCUGAGUGGUUUCUGGAAGGGGCAUGGCCUGAAAGCCGUUCGUCUCUCCACCGGGUUCAUGUUAAUUAAUGUGGCACUAGAGGUGUGUGAUCACGUGCACGUUUAUGGAUUCUGGCCAUUUGACACCAAUCUGGAGCAGCAGGAAAUUCCACAUCACUAUUUUGACAAUGUAGGACCCAAACAUGGCGUUCACGCAAUGCCAAUAGAGUUUCUCAACUUGCUGAAGCUUCACAGCCAGGGGGCGCUAACACUGCACCUACAGCCCUGCUUAUAACAGAGGUUUUCCUGUUGAAUUUGAAUGUACUGUAUUAUUUAAUGGUUGGUUGGUGAGGAGGGAUGCUGUGAAUGUUUGUUACUUUUGAUCUGCUCUUUGGUCUAUAAAACAGUUUAAAUAUUUUCUAUUUUGAAUUGUGAACUUGGACAAUUAACUCCUAUAUAUUUAAAUAAAUCAAUUUGGGGUUAUCUUCUGUUGCA
This is a messenger RNA of Paramisgurnus dabryanus, 1847 nucleotides long. Lineage: Eukaryota; Metazoa; Chordata; Actinopteri; Cypriniformes; Cobitidae. The record is from RefSeq and is a predicted model, not a curated record.